Messenger RNA from Alligator sinensis (Chinese alligator), 1071 nucleotides. It is a transcript of the gene ELP6, whose product is annotated as elongator acetyltransferase complex subunit 6. Bases 333 to 593 code for a protein of 86 amino acids. NCBI's taxonomy places the organism in Eukaryota, Metazoa, Chordata, Crocodylia, Alligatoridae. Gene Ontology annotation, biological process: tRNA wobble uridine modification. The record is from RefSeq and is a predicted model, not a curated record. Gene Ontology annotation, cellular component: elongator holoenzyme complex. The transcript is spliced from 3 exons.
AAGAGGAAUUCAAGGGGGUGGAGUUGAGUAUUAUUGCCCUUUGUGGGGCAGUUGCAAGAACUGUGAGGGGACUUAUUGCCCCCCCGGGGCAGGUGCAAACAACGCACUCAGCUCAGGCAUGGGGUGGUCCAUGCACUGCAGCUUUCCCCGCCCGUCCGCCCAACCGACCUGUUGGCUUUAGCGCGCCCGCCCGCAUCACCCAGCGGGGGGCGCAUGCGCACAACACCCAGCGCCGCGCCCUUCCGAGCGUUCCAUGCCCCUACGAGUGGCCACCCGGGAGCGCGGGUUUUGGCCCCACGCGGACGUCGUCGGCGCUCGGCCCAGGCCGUACGAUGUUUGUGGAGCUGAACGAGCUGUUACACGCCUCCCCGGAGCGGCCCGAGCAGGGGACAUUCACCCUGCUGCGGGACACCAGGACAGAUGGCAGCUUCCUGGUGCACCACUUCCUCUCUUUCUACCUCAAAGCUGGCUGUAAAGUCUGUUUUGUGGCCCUGAUCCAGUCAUUCAGUCACUAUAACGUCGUAGCACAAAAGCUGGUAAGUCUCUUGGAGUCUAAUGAUGAUAAUAGUGGGGUGGUUCUGGAUGAAGCGUGACGCUCCACGCCUGAGCAGCAGUAUUAGGGUUUACGACCUGAAGAGGCUAUAACCGCUAGAGGGCAACAUCACCUCUUUUUCAUGGAUAUCUGAACUUGUCUCCCACUGCCUUCUCCCGAAACUAUGCAUGUGAUAUUCCUCGAGGCCUCCCAAAAGCCAUCGAUCGUAGCCCUUUGCUUUGCAUGGACCUGAUUCUGGGGAGUGUUGGGUUUGUUAAGCUUGUUUGGGAGGGAGUGGAAGACUUGGCACGGCACUGGAUUGAGCCUACUAUUCUUGACCUGCUCCUUUCUGUCAGAGUAGACUUGCCACUUGGCCCUCUUCUAUUCCAGGCUUUGCUCUUUGAUGUGUGUUGAGGUGUCUAAGCCCUGUUGUCUUUGGAGAGGAAUGUUUGAAUGGCACAAAGAGCUAGCAUCUCCUUAUUGGAUAUUUCUUCAAGGGAAGAUUUGUGAUUCAACCGGGACAGACUCAAAACCCUGAU